Mandrillus leucophaeus (drill) is the source of this 3408-nucleotide messenger RNA. RefSeq names its product kinesin family member 28, pseudogene (gene KIF28). Gene Ontology annotation, biological process: cytoskeleton-dependent intracellular transport; microtubule-based movement. Gene Ontology annotation, cellular component: microtubule; kinesin complex. Lineage: Eukaryota; Metazoa; Chordata; Mammalia; Primates; Cercopithecidae. The record is from RefSeq and is a predicted model, not a curated record. Gene Ontology annotation, molecular function: microtubule motor activity; ATP binding; microtubule binding.
AUGGACAGUGUGAAAGUAGCAGUGCGAGUGCGGCCUUUUAGUCAGAGAGAGAAGAAUUCGGGGAGCAAAUGUGUGAUUUCCAUGCAUUCCAGAACCACCACCACUAUACAGGACCCUAAGAACCCAGAGCAUGCGAAGACAUUUACUUUUGACCUGGCGUAUUGGUCUCAUGAUGGAUUUCAAAAGGAUAAAGAUGGUGUCCUUAUUUCAGCUGAUCCUAGUAGUAAAUUUGCAGGCCAGAGAGACGUCUUCCGCGACCUUGGCAGGGGAAUCCUGGACAGCGCUUGGCAAGGUUAUAAUGCAACCCUCCUAGCCUACGGCCAAACUGGCUCCAGGAAAAGCUAUUCCAUGAUUGGGUUUGGUGCAAACAAGGGUAUUAUUCCAACUGUGUGUGAGGAGCUCUUUCAAGCAAUUGAGAACCAGGGGAGACAUCAAGAACGCCAGGUUACGUUCAGUAUGCUGGAAAUUUACAAUGAACAGAUAAGAGAUUUACUGUCCAGAACCAAAAAACCUGGUGGGCUCAGAGUAAGGGAAGAUCAACAGCUGGGCUUAUACGUGGAAGGCCUGAAGUUGGUGCCCUGUCAGAACUAUGCCCAAAUUGAAAGGCUGAUGGAACAAGGAACAAAAAUAAGGACCACGGUUUCGACCAACAUGAAUGCCAGCAGCAGCCGGUCCCACCUGGUCAUCACCAUCCAGUUCAAGCAGGUUUUCCUAGAAAGAGACCUCACCAAACAAUCCAGCAUUAAUUUGGUGGACCUUGCAGGAAGUGAGAGGCAGAAAUCUUCAGGAUCUGAAGGAGACAGACUGAGGGAAGGAUCACGGUUAAGUUUAACCAAUUUGGGAAAUGUUAUCAGUGCUCUGGCUGAUGCAGCCGUGGGGAAGAAGGUCUUGCACGUUCCUAGAGAUUCUGUUUUGACCAAACCGCUCCAGUCAGCUCUGGGCGGGAAGAGCAGAACCGCUCUGAUUGCGGCCGUAAGUCCAGCUGACAUCUGCUAUGAGGAAACUUUAUCAACACUAAGAUACGCGGAAAGGGCUAAAAAGAUCCGGAACAAAGCAGUGGUCAACACCUGGACACUGAUGAGAGAGUCAAGGGCGGAGAACAGCAAGCUGCUGCCCAGAUCCUCCCUCCUUCCAGAGCCGUCAGCCUGUCUCCGGGCAGAGCCGCAGCUGGGGACUCCUGCUGAUCAGGCGACCUGGGCACACCUGCUGGAGCAGGCCCAGUGGGCAGGUGCGGACUGGUGAUGCCCACCCUCUCCACUUCUCCUGCAGGAGCGGCAGAUGAUGACCUUCCCUCACCUUCUUAAUGUCACCGAGGACCCACAGCUCACUGGGGUCCUCAAGUACUUCAUUCAACCUGGUUCAUGUGACGCCGGUCGGGCUGCCUCAGAUGCCAUCACGAUUCAAGGUUUGGGAAUUUCAGAUAAACACGCUUCCUUCACAAAUGCCGACGGUAAAGUGACGGUCACUCCACACAGCAAAUGCAAGGUUGCCGUUAACGGGGUGCCCAUCGCCACCAGGACAAAGCUGCAGCAUUUGGACCGCCUGAUUUUGGGAUCCAACAGCACCUACCUGUACGUGGGAUUUCCUUCGGAGCGGGGCAGUGAGGACCUGAGCAGGUUCGAUCACGACUUCUUCCAGUCGGAGAGGGCAGCCGCGGAGGGAGUCAGCGCAGACAAACUCGGUGCUGCGGACGGUGGAGACGGCAAGGCAGACCCCAGUGUCCUGGCUGCGUUCCAGGACUACAUCAAACUGAUGCCGCUGGUUGCAGAAGCAAAUCAAAUGAGUGAAGAGCUGAAGAAGGGACUUAACAUGGAAUUGAAGGUGAAGAAUUUGGCAUCAUCAGAUUCCAAGGGCUAUGACCUACAGAAGGAGGUCUUGGUGAAGGUGACCCACCACGGGACUCACGAGGUGAGGCCCCACAGGGACGGGACUCGGGAGGGGAGGAUCGGGGGGACGGGACUCGGGGGGGAGGAUCCGCGGGGACGGGACUCGGGAGGGGAGGAUCCGCGGGGACGGGACUCGGGUGGGGAGGAUCCGCGGGGACACAGGUUACCUUUACCAGCUGCAGCCUCCGGAGACCCAGUCAAGGGCAAAACAUGCUGGGGCUGGGCUGCCAAGACCCUGCCCCAGGGAGGAAACCGAGCAAGGAUCCUCCUGGAGUCCAGCUCCUCAGAGACCGGCCCCUUUCCUGCAGGUCUGUGUGAUGUGGAGAGGGUCUCCCAUGAGACCCUCACCCUGGGGAGUCAGGCUGGACUUCUCUGCCAUGUUCCAACGCAUGGCGAGGAGGAUGUGGUUAUCGACCCUUUGGAGCUGCUGGGCAAGAGGAUGGAUUUUCAGAUUCACAUUGUCCGGUGUCUUGGUGUCAGCUGGAUGAAGGAAGAUGCAAAGCGGGGCAUUCAGAUAGGGUACAGAAUUUACGACCUUCCAAACACUAUCUAUACCAAACCUGUAUGGAAAAGUGUGAAUCCACAAAUCGAAGAGACUGUCCAAUUUGCAGCCUUAACUGCAUCUCAGGAGUUUCUGAAUUAUCUGCAGACAAAUGCCCUUAUUGUUGACCUAUGGGGCCUUCAAGAAGGCUGCACCGAGCUGAGCUGCUCUCAGCUGGGCCUCAUGGUCACAGGUGAAGGCCACAUCCUGGUAGACACCAAGAAAAUUUCCACUGUGAAGGAUCCAAGCCAGGCGGCCUCAGACCAGAUACCAGAACUUUAUCUGAAGCUGCUCAAGCUAGAGCAGGAGACAGAGCUGCUCAGGAACAUCAACAGAGCCCUGAGAGAGGAGAACGUGCUUCUCAAAGAAUCACUUGCGAAAACUGCUUCUGGGCAAGCCCAGAAGCCUUCCGACACUCUGAAGGUCAGCGGGAUGACUGCGCAACUGCCCUCCGCCAGGGAGACGAGUCAAAUGUGCACACAGCAAGCCGGCUCCGACCGAGAACUCGCCCGGGCUCUGAAGGUGUUCUACCAAAGCAUGCACACGGCAAGAGGGCAGCUUUUCAGACUCAGACGGUAUAAACCUCCUGAAGAUGAUCAAAUGCUUCGACCAUUCGUAAACCAACGGUCACAGAUGUUUAAGGAUUUGGGGGAUCUACUUGAAUCCAGCUUGUGGAAACUGAAAAAGGAUGUUGCUCUUAUAGUGAAAAAGAAGAGAGAAUAUUUACUGCAUGUCAAGUAGUGAAGACACACCAACUAAAAACUGAAGAUAUUCAAGCUUCAAGUUGUGAAGAUGAUUUGUGUAGCUAACAAGCUUACCUCGUUUCCCACUUACUUUACCUAUUUCUUCUACCAGUUUUAAGCAAAAUCUUCUUUCCAUGUGAUUGUAAAUCAUCUCUGUAACCUAAAGGCUGCUUGAAUGGCCCUCCGUUCCUGACGCAUAGAGGGGAACCACACACACUGGGGUCUAUUUGAGGUUGGA